Messenger RNA from Pelmatolapia mariae (spotted tilapia), 4577 nucleotides. RefSeq lists its product as uncharacterized. NCBI's taxonomy places the organism in Eukaryota, Metazoa, Chordata, Actinopteri, Cichliformes, Cichlidae. The coding region runs from base 200 to 3871 and encodes 1223 amino acids. The transcript is spliced from 3 exons. Gene Ontology annotation, cellular component: extracellular matrix. Gene Ontology annotation, molecular function: protein binding. The record is from RefSeq and is a predicted model, not a curated record.
GUCAUAAUGCUGACGUUUUCUUCCUAGCCAUUUAUCGCUGAACUCAAGGCCUGAGCAGCAUGAAGGAUGAGAUAAUGUCUUUGGUGCAGACGUCUUGGUGAAGCAGGGGCUGGAUAGUGUGACAGACAGAGAGUGCGCAUCUUUUAAACACGGCACUAGAGAGAGGAGCAGCAGGCAGCACGGGAGCAAACAAUCCGUGAUGGAUCUUUACUUCAGAGGCACCACGUGGAUGAUACUCUUGCUCUUUACGAUUCCAGACUUUACCCACAGCAGUUCUUGCCCCAGCAGCUGCCGAUGCAGCCCUCAAGGCGCUGCCAUGUGUAUUGGCUCCACCAUCACCGAUAUACCGCCUCUGCCUCUCCACACAUACCUGCUGCAGCUCAGUGUUACAAACAUGAAUGUCCUAAAUGAGCGAAGUUUAGCAAAUCUGGACCUCCUGCUGCGUUUCAGUCUCAUAAAGAGUCAUCUACACACCGUCCAUCCUCGGGCUUUCCUCGUAGCUCCCCAGCUCAAGUCUGUCAAGCUGUCAUCUAACGAUCUCUCGACCCUUCCUCCUCGAGUGUUCAGUCCACUUGCUACUCUUGAGCAGCUGCAUCUAGAUGGGAACCAGUUUGAGAACAUUCAUCCAGAUAUGUUUGAAGGACUGGGCGGGUUGCAGGAUCUGGACCUAAGCCGCAACAAACUCAGGAGUCUUGAUUCAGACAUAUUUGAAGGACUGACCAACCUCACCUUUCUGAAUCUUGGAAGGAACUUCAUAAAGAAGCUUCCUCCUACCAUCUUUCACUCCUUGACUAAACUUCAGCAGCUUAUACUCUAUUACAAUGAACUAGAAUUUCUAGAAGCUGGCAUCUUUGACAAACUCAUCAACCUUGUGGAACUAAAACUCCAUCAAAACCAGAUUGCCAGCCUUCCAUCUAAAGUCUUCUGGCCUCUGGGGAACCUGAAAAACCUGACCUUAUCCUCCAACCAACUUCAGGCCAUCCCAGAAAAGAGCUUUUACAACAUGCCAAAGUUGGUCAAACUCACCAUUUACAAGAAUCCACUAUUAUCUCUGCCAGAUGAGCUGAUGGGUCACAUGCCCGACAUGACAGAGUUUUAUCUAUAUGCCACCAACCUCAUCACGGUUCCUGGAAAUUUGUUCGCUAACAUGUCUGGGCUGCUUAUGCUGAACUUCCAUUUAAAUGACAAUCUGAGGGACCUUCCACCAGAUGUUUUCUGCUGUCUUCCAAACCUUCAGAAGCUCUCGCUAAAAUCCAACAACCUCCAUUAUCUUCAUCCCCAGCUAUUCUCCAAACUAACCACCCUGAAGAAACUUCACCUCAAUGAUAAUAAGUUGUAUGGCCUACCAGAAGGUAUCUUUAAGGGUCUUGGAGAGAUUCUUGAAAUUUUAUUGAACAAUAACAACCUUAGCAGUCUUCCAGGAGAUAUUUUCGUGUCUCUUCCAGCUUUGAUGAAUCUGACUCUGAGUGGAAACCCCUGGCAUUGUAAUUGUGCUAUCAGAGGCAUUGCAAGAUGGUUGAGACACAAUGAGCAUGUGCUUUGGGACAGAGAUGACGUGAUGUGUCACACUCCAGUCUACCAGCUGCUGCGUACCGUUGGCUCGCUGCGUGAUGAAGAGUUCAGCUUUUGCAGUGCUACAACAGCCAAGAGUUUUCCUCUACAAGAUUUGAACCGGUCACCAACACAACCACUCCACAUGUUGUCAACCUCUGGACAAACAUCAGCUUUAACUUCCAUAACCACACCCCCCACAAUGGCUGCUCAAUCUAAGGACGCGGCUAUCCAAACCACUCAAGGAGCUACCCAAAAAGUCCCUGACAAAAUAACCACUCAGACUGUAAAAGCAACCACAUCAGAUGAUACAACACUCUCAGCAUCACUUUCCACUGAACUUAUUGGUAAAUUUGCUCGGAACAUGUCACCUCCUUUUUAUGGCAUAUUGGUGAUAGAACCGGGGCCUGAGUUUGUCCACCAUAGCCAUCAGAAAGGCUGGGUGUAUGUGUGGUUUCUGCCCUCACACACGGCUUUGGCUGGGUUCCUCAUGUUCUCUCACAUCCUUCUACUAGCUGCAGGGUUGUCGCUUAUUCUUGCUACCAUGUAUGGCAUGUAUCGCCUCCACAAGGCCAUGUAUAAGCUAAAGGCUGAGUGUGCUCGUAAUGAGGCGGCAAUAAUGGAGCUGCCAAUGACACUUCCUGUACUCCUACUUCUCAUGGCCCUCAGUGUUGUCUGGGCGUGUCCGGAUGGAUGCCAAUGUAGAGAAAGCACAGUCCAGUGCAUUGGCCUGUCAAACUUCCCCAUGCCGCUGCCGUCAUCUACCACCAAACUCUAUUUUUCAAAAUGCAGUUUUAACUCUCUGGAGCCAGAACACAUGAUGAAUUCGUUGGAUUUGUUGCUGAUUAAAGAAUCUCUUUUGAGGGAAGUGCGCCCUGGCACAUUUGAUUCAACACCACAUAUCGGGUCCUUAGCGUUAACUGGUACCCAACUGCAGGAUCUGCCAGAAGCCUUGUUGAAAAAUCUGCAGAAACUUGAGACUCUGACACUAAGCAUCAACAAGCUCUUAGUACUUCGCCCUCAGUGGUUUUCCCUGUUGACCGAGCUUAGAAGACUUGACCUUAGUAAGAAUCUUUUCACUGCAGUACCUGUGGAAACUUUUCAUCCACUGAAACAGCUGAGCUACCUUUCCCUUUCUGGUAACAAAAUUAGUCAGCUAUCUAGAGAAACCUUCAAGGGUCUUUCUCAGAUCAUAACUUUACGCCUUAAUAAAAACAUGCUACAGGAGCUUCAAGCUGGUACUUUGGAUGACCUUGUAAACCUGGGAGAGCUGUCACUACAAGACAAUCAAAUCACUCACCUCCACCGUGACCUGUUCUCCAAGACUCCAAAACUCCAGAAGCUGUUUCUCUCCAACAACAAGAUCACAUCUCUCCCAGAAGGGAUCUUCCUAAACUUGCCAAAUCUUUCCCAGAUCUCCCUGUAUGAAAACCAGCUGGAGACUCUGGGGCCAAGGGUGUUUGGGCCCAUGGCCCUUCAGGAGUUGUGGCUGUAUGACAACAAGCUGAGUCGUGUGGAAGAUGACACGUUCAGGAACCUGACUCAGUUACGCCUCCUGGUCCUCAGUCGUAACCGGAUUAGUUAUGUAUCCACAGGUGCAUUUAGAGGAUUGGAACAGCUGGGAGAGGUAUCCUUGCACACCAAUCUGAUCACGACCCUGCAAGCUGGGACUUUCCAGGUGCUACCUAGACUGGUCAACAUUUCUCUGGAACACAACUUCAUCAAGUCCCUCCCACGUGGUUUCCUCCAGGGUCUGACCCACCUGGGACAGAUAGACCUGCGAAACAAUUCCCUCCCUAACCUACCACAGGAGAGUUUAGAUGCCCUCACUGCAUCAAAGGAAGUACUCCUCCAGCAAAAUCCCUGGAGGUGUGACAAGGAUAUUCUGCCACUUAGGGACUGGUUGAAGCAGCACCCAUCAAAGGCCAACCAAAGCCUUGUGGUCUGUGACACUCCUUCCAGUCUGAAUGGCGAGAUGAUUGCUUUGCUGGCAGAUGAGAACCUGGUAUCUCUCAGCUCUACUCAGGAGCCUGUGCUGACCUCAACAGAGAAGAGGAGGAGGCCACAUACACCUCCAGCCAAAAGAAGCACUCCCUCACCUGCUGUCAAGACGACCCCCACCUCAGAGUAUGAAGAGGUAACCAGCAGUGGACAAGGGAAUAAUGGAACCAUUUCUCGUGAUAUUUCAAUCACCCUAAUUGUCAUCGCAGUAGUGUGCACCGUCAUCAUCAGCACUGUAAUUAUCAGCUGUAUUUGCUGGAGGAGAAAUAAGAGUGGCAAAGGGAAUAUAGGCCGUAGGAGUACGAACUCUGUGCUGUAGACUGCAAUUCAAACAAAGCACACUAAGAACUUUUAAAGGGCGACUUUGAAGAGUUGGUAAUCGAGCCUCAAAGGCACCAGAAAGUUCAGACCUUUCAGUGUCAUUCAUCAGAUUUACCCCUCAGUGUGUCCUCCUGACUGUGCUUCUUUGAGAAAAGAGAUGCCAUCUUAAAUACUAACUGUAACAACAAACGCCUUAACAACUUUUGGCCAACCUGGACAUAUUUGUGAAUGUAAACUGAAACAUGCUUCGCUGUUGAGUUAACCCCCCCAACGACUGUUUUUCAUUAACAAUUGUUGCAGCUUGACGGCUGAUUUUGUGCUAACAACCCAACAUUUAGCAAACAGUUAAGAUAAGAUAAGAUAAGAUAACCUUUAUUAGUCCCACACGUGGGAAAUUUGUUUUGAACUUCUUUGCAAAAGGGUUACAAUAUACAUACAAAAGAUGUAAUAUGGAGUUUACUAUACUAUACAUCACGCUUCAAUAGCCUGAAUAAAUGCAACACUUCUAGUGAGAGCAUGUGCACACUGUGUCUCUUAUUUACUGAGCUUCACCAUUCAUACUAGGUUUGACAAGUCUGACAUUAUUUAUAUAAAUAUAUGGUAUCACAUUGUUUCAUGUUUGAAUUCUUCUGAAAAUGAUUUUAAACACAUGAAAGUUUUCAGCAUGACACUGACAUAGUGGGUUGUACAUUUAAUAAAAUGUA